AUGGACCCCCUGCGAUAUCUGGCUCCUCCGCAGCCAUUCAAAGAGAUCUCCCAAGCCAACAAGAAAGAGAUCAAAGAGCGCAUCAACUUCGUCUCAGCCAUCGUGGCGCACCCGCACUUUGACGUCCCCGACGCCGAACAGGAAGCCUUCUUCUCCUACCGCGAUGCCUGCCAGGCGCUCAUCGACCUCUUCGACAGCCCCGACGCCUCGGCGCGCCAGAGCGCCCUCGCCGAAGUGUCCGCGUACGAGUCCUCCAUGAGCCCCAACGCCCCGCUCACCCUCUCCUUCGACAUCACCACCAAGACCAAGAUGGGCGAGGAGCUCGACAACCUCUACAACAUGUGGGUCUACGAGCGCUACUACAAGUACCUCCCGGAGGAGGAGCGCCAGCGCCAGCUGGAGCGCGACCACCCGUCGCUCAAGUCGCUCGACCCGUGGCACACGGCCUUCUGGAAGCCGUUCUACGGCCGUCUCGAGGCCGAGACCGACGCCUUCGCCGCCGUCCUGAAGGGCGCCCCCCGCCACAACGAGUGUCCUACCGCCGUCCUGCUCGCGCUACUCUGCGAACGCCACACGGUCGACUGGGAUGAGACGGUCGCGCUGAUCCGCGCGUGCGCCUGCGACGACGUCGACCUCCCCGACGCGGAUUUUGUGGGCUUCCUCAAGGCGCGUGACGUCGCGGGGCUGGCGGUGCGGCUGGACCGCGACGAGGCGUGCAUCUCCCUGUCUAGUGAGUAUGUGCGCGGCGUCGCGACGAUCGUGCUGGCGUUCUUCUCGACUACCCUGCCGGAGACGCUGUUCGAUACGGACGAUCCCGAGCCGGCGAAUUGGAAGCCGAAGCAGGCGUUGUUGGAUCGGCUGGCGCUGUCGGAUGGCCAUGAGGAGUCCAUGAAGCAGCUGUUUACCGAGCUGUAUGAGGAGAUGGCGAAUGAUGAUUCCGACGAUGAUAUGGAUGUCGAUGAUGCGGAUUUUGACGAUUUGGAUGAUGACGAGCUUGAUCGGGCGCUGUUGAGCGAUGGGUCCGAGGAUUACUAG
Molecule: messenger RNA, 1035 nt
Organism: Aspergillus terreus NIH2624
Lineage: Eukaryota; Fungi; Ascomycota; Eurotiomycetes; Eurotiales; Aspergillaceae
Exons: 1
Coding region: 1-1035 (344 amino acids)
Source: RefSeq, a predicted model, not a curated record